CUAGAUGGUUCGGGACCCGAGCGUAACCCGAGCGAGCGCGGGAGGACCCGAACUGGCCGAAACGACUGACCGAACCCGAAGUCGUGGUGUUUGCUCAUUUUAUGUAUUUCUUUAACUCUAGAGGUAAAAACAAUGUUACCAUGGGCAUUUUAUAAAAUGGGGCCGCAUAAGUGUUUUUUUAACAAUUUGACAAUAUGUUGGAAAAAGAAAACAACAAACAACUCUUGCAUCAAGUGAAUUAUGUGAACUGUAUUACUCAACUUAUUUUCCAAACCUUUUUAAAUAUUUGGAUAAAAAUUAAAAGAUAGAACAGAAUAUUUUUGUUUAGCUUUUUUAAAUUAGUCGAACCAAUUUUUUUCUCAAACUUGCUAAAACAAGACUCCGUCAAUGCAAGUGCCGAAAGUUUGCAGAGACGCAGAGACUUAAAAUUCUUCGGACCAGACCUUGAGGUCAAAAAGUCAGUCACAAGAGACAUUUUAGCUUAACGCUAAAAUGGAAUGAUAGCUCAAGGUGAGGUGUGGGAGAAAAACAGCUAUUAACACAAAAUAAAAACAAUUCGUAUUAGUUGUCCAUUGAAUCCUGUACUAAAGAAGUUGCGAAUAUGACUAAUGUAUUGUAGAACAUCUAACAUGCACAAACAAAAUUUAAAGAAAGUUGUAAGCUUCCAGUUGUCGUAAUCUCUCAUCGAUUAGUUUAAGAGAUUCCGCGCAACAGUUAUGGUCAGGUCUAGUCUUCGGCCUGAUAAUUUAUCUCUCUUUUUCUUCCGAAGUUUCUUAGAUAGUUGUCAACAGAAUUGAGAAGCGAAAAUGAUGCACUUGUUCACAUUUUGGAACAAAAAAAGAAAUAUUAGGCCAGUAAAUGUCACCAUUUUUGUUGACUUAUGGCAAUUUUUCCCCAUCGUAUAUUUUUAAAAUAUUUUUCCAAAAUUAGUUUUGAGUUUGUGGCCAUCCUUUCUUCUUUUCCCCAAGCAAUAUGAGUGACUUAGUGACUUUAGUUGCAUGAUCAGAAUAAUUGAAAUUCAUAUGGCACCUUCGGCUUUGGCUUCGGGCCGAGUCGGGGCCUUCGGCUUGCCUUCGGCUUCGGGUCUCCGUUCGGUUCGGCACCUCCUAGCCUCUCGCAGGGCACCUUUCACACAAGUGCUCUCCAAGAUGAAUACUCGCUCACAGCGCGGCUGGAAGAGAAAUUUCGCGGUGCAAACAACACAAGAAGGAACUCAAAAUGGCUGAUUGGAAAAUAGUUGUGUUGCUGUGAUUUUCUAUCCAGUGCUAAUGACUCGGUUCUAAAUUCAUUUGGCAUUGGACAUGAAUAACGGUCCUGAAGUUGUCCACGAAGGGUGGCUCAUUAAAUCGCCCCCUAGCAAACGACUAGUUCGUGCGAGGUGGCGCAGAAGGUGGUUUGUAUUGAGGCAAUCAGGAGAACUUCCAGGGCAGUAUUUCCUCUGUUACUAUAAAGAUCAAACUUGUAAAACUCUGAAAGGACAGAUUGAUCUUGAUGAAUGCGAACAGGUUGACACUGGUCUUCAGUUUGAGAAUAAAUACCAGCACAUGUUUGAUGUCCGAACCCCAAAAAGAGUGUAUUAUCUUGCUGCAGAAACUGAGGACGAAAUGAUGAAAUGGGUUCACAAUGUGUGCCAUGUGUGUGGAUUGAAAGCUUACACUUCAGAUGAAGAUGCAUACAACUACAGUGGUACAGGCGAAGAAGAACCAUCUACCCCAACUACUGUGAUAACUGAACAUGAUUUAGAAUCGCCUCCCAUUUCUCCUACAAGUACUACAUCAGCUUAUAUACCCAUCAGCGAAUGUAUCACAGGGCCACCUUUAACUAGCACAUCAGGUCUCACUUUACCAACAGCAGUGUAUAGAGCAAGUUCCCAGUUUCACAGACUGCCUCCUCACUUAUUUCCUGGCAAGCGCCCAGAGUCAGUGACAAACAAUAAUGUUAGCACAACCUCAAGCGGACCCUCUGCAGCGGGAGCCAUUAGUGAUGAGUUUUAUGACUUCCCUCGGCAACUAAGGCUCCCCUCCGCACAGGGACUGGAUCUAAUCUCUGGUGACCUAAGGUCUGGGGAUGGCAGGUCCAUGCAGGGAGAAUGGGAUGCUCAAAAGAGUCCUGGUACUGAUGCAGAAAGUGUCUUCACUGAUGAGGAGUGGACUGGUGUUGGUAGACCUGGUCACCGCAGACCUGUGGUUAACUGGGAAACAUUCCCAUCAAGUGAGGGUGAACAGGCCGGCAAUGUUCGCCCUUCAGACAGUUCUGUCGAUUUAGAUACCAGCACUGAGACUGGAACAUGGAAUUCAAGCAAGCGAUGCAGCAAUCGGAACAUUGGAAUUGAUGGCAAACAGCUACCACUGUCAAGUACUGCUCCUCCUCCACCGCGACCACCAAAGCCAUCACACUUGUUGUUGGAUCCUCCUGGUCACAACUACCUCAAUAUUGAAAAUGUGUCCCCAGCGAGUCACACUAAUAAUUUAGCGGAUAAACAAAAGAUUGAGAAUCCCACAGUUUCUGAGCCGCCGUCCCCUUUAAUUGCAACAUCAACUCCUUUGGAUGGUCCUUCAGCAGUUCCUGGAAGUGCUGUCGUGACAGACGACAUGUACGACUUCCCUCGCUCUCAUCAAUAUGCAGAUACACAUGACUCUACGCGGCCACCUGCCAUGGCUAGACAUUGCUAUACCAACGCAGCACCUGGACAGGUGAACAGUGAUGGAACAGUUUUUAGGUAUGAUUUCCAACAAGAUAGCCAGAUACCUUCUGUUGUUAAUCCACCUGGGCUUCAAGAAGAGGAACCAACAUCUCCACGGUCCGAGAGCUCCUCAGUCACAUCUGCAACUCAAUAUUCUAAUCUACCAAGUCCCCAUAUUCUACCUCCGGGGGGAAUACCCACACCCCCAGCAGUAGAUAGAGGAUUAAAACCUCGUCGUAAAACUUCAGACUCUGCUGCUUCAAAUGAACCAUCACCAAGUCCAUUGAGCCAACACAGCGUUGGCCCGCCCAGUGUGGAUCGCAAACUAAAACCCCUUUGUCACCCUCAUGAUUCUAAUUUUCUUACACUUUGGCCUGCGCCACAAGGUAAGCGUCAGGAUUGUUCGCGCAGCUUACGUAAGACAAGAACUGGCCCAAGUCCUACUCCUCCCCAACCACCAGGAUCUGCUCCUUCCACAUUGCGAAAUGGUUUUAGAACUAGAACAGAACAUCACUCCAGUUCUGACGAUGAACAUCGCCUUUCUCCUGAUGACGAUCAGUUUUACAAACCAUAUGGUUCUGAUCAUCUUUUCCUCUCCAUGGGGAAAGAAAUCAAGUACCUUGACUUGGACUUAACUGAACAGGACAGCAAAGACACAAGCACUCCUAUUACCUCCUUAACAUCUGCUACUGGUGGAGUCAGCAUUCACCCUGCUCCCAAAUCUCCUGAGAAAGGUCCACCAACCACAACAGUCUACAAAACUGUCGACUUUGUUAAAACAGAAGCAUUCAACCGCACUAGACAAGAGGUGGAGGCAGAAAAGAAGAAAAAAGAAAAUGGAUGACUUGAUGCCAAUGACAGAAAGCACCUCUUAAGUCAUUUUUUAACUGUAAGAAAUCGAUUUUUAUGAAAUUUAGAUGUGUUUUUGUCUGAUCUUUUAAUUGUGAUCGUAGUGAUAUUUAUAGCUGCUCUGAGAUGGAGAGUUAAGCUAAUCGAUCACGGAAGCAAGGCUUCUGUAGUAAUUUUGGCACUUGAAUUUUACUCAUGAAUGAAGUUUCCUGUCUUGUGUAAUUUGAUUGACUCUCUGUGAUUUUUAAGUAUUUGUUGCUCAGUGCCUUGCCAGGGUAAAAAAGUUUUCCUGCAACAUUAUUCACUGUUGAUUGACUGUUGUCUGUGAGAAUAAUUUAGGUUUGGUUUGUCAAGUUUGACGAUUUUCAUAGCACUAUUUUUUAAAGUCCGUAAGCUUACUAAAUGUUGUUCUAAUGCAUUUUAAUAUUGUGCGCACACUGGUCUAUAUAGGCUAUUUAUUCUAUUCACGCUCCAUAUAUGGAUUUGGUAGGAAGGAACUGUCUGCCCAUUCCUGUAAACGUCUUUGCUUUGAAGAAUUUUCUAGAUUACUCCUUAUUUUUCUGUGUAUCUCAUAAGUCGUAGUACCAUUCAAGGGCAGAAAUCUUUCCAAUCUUAGUUUCAUACAAUUUAGUGUCUUAUCCGCAACAAAGCAUUCUCUUGGUACAUUUUUGAGCAAUAUUUCAUAUUCACCACUAUCAGUUCAUUGUUAAAAGUGCCUAUUUUGUUAUUGAUAACUGAAUAGUUAUGCAACUAUUUUUUAGAGUAAUAAUACUUUUUCCGCAUGAACUGUUUGUGCAAGCUGCCGUGUAUUUGUUUUCGUGUAGUGCUACCAAAUUGCUUAACUAUGUGACUUGCUGCCUUGAAAUGUUGCCUAGGAUAUCUCUUGAUAUUAGCUCAUUUAUAUUCUAUAUUUUUAACCAGAAGCAUGCUGUGUAUCUGUAAGUAUUAGUUGUCUCUGGAAUACUUUUAAAAGGCUUGUAUAGUAACAAGUCUCCAUAUGUUACUAGGAUCCCAUAUGAGAUUGUUGAUGCAGAUAUUUUUGAAACAUGACAUUGCUGACCACUCCUUCUUACAAGGGUAUUUUUUGGAAUUAUUGUGUUGUUAAAGAGACCACUAUCAACUCUUUGAUCUGAUUAAGCAUACAAUUUUAGAUUUCAAUUUGUAUUUUUCUUUGAAGUAGUGAUAGUUAAAAGGGAAAAAGGGAAACCUAUGGUGUGAACAAAAAUCCAUGCAGAUAAAAUUGCUUGCCUGUUCUGAUGAACUCGGAUUUGUGAGGACAAUGUUGUUUUUGUUUUUCUAAUUUCUUUUUGGAGCAGGCAGAAAGAGUUUUAAUGGUUCAGAGUCCCAAAGUGAAGAAACUUUCUUAAAAUGACCAGGUUAGUAGGUAAGACCUGAAUCUUUGUCCAAGUGAGGUCCAAGCCCACAGUGGCCAUUUCUAUUUAUUUUUAGAAACAUUGGAGGACAGUUUUGACUGCCAUGUACCCCAUUUGUUAACUAGAGAUACUCAGCCAUAUCUUACUUGUUAUACUCUUUUAUUCAAUCAAUGGUAUGAAACUCUUGUAUUAUGAUAGUUCUAUCAAUUAGCUUGAAUAUUGGCCUUGUGUGGCUAGAACCUUUUUGCCUUGUAAAUUAAGUGUGAUUUGUAAUUUAAAUGUGAGACAUGUUUUUUUGCGAAGCCCACAAUUUUCAUCGCAAUUGGAGUUUUAAUUUUGUUUAAUUUAAUGUAGGUGUGCUCUAGUAAUCACUGAACAUUCUUGUUCUUUAUCCAAAUGCAAGUGUG
Messenger RNA from Thrips palmi, 5312 nucleotides. RefSeq names its product GRB2-associated-binding protein 1 (gene dos). The coding region runs from base 1302 to 3527 and encodes 741 amino acids. NCBI's taxonomy places the organism in Eukaryota, Metazoa, Arthropoda, Insecta, Thysanoptera, Thripidae. The record is from RefSeq and is a predicted model, not a curated record. The transcript is spliced from 10 exons.